Molecule: messenger RNA, 1332 nt
Organism: Necator americanus (New World hookworm)
Lineage: Eukaryota; Metazoa; Nematoda; Chromadorea; Rhabditida; Ancylostomatidae
Exons: 4
Coding region: 1-1332 (443 amino acids)
Source: RefSeq, a predicted model, not a curated record
AUGAAGUCCCCUGUGCGACUCCUCGAAAAGGCUCAUUCCAUACUAUUUCAAUUUUCUCGACAACUACAGAUGGCUGAAUCUGUAAAAAAACGGGAUACGUCAAGAUGUUGUGGUGUUGUUCAUGUUCGAACGUUUGCUCUGAUUAUUGUCCUACUGGAAAUCGCGUUUCUUAUUUAUCAGAGCAUGCUUGCAACGUCAUAUGUGUUCUCAGCCUCUUCGUCGAAUCACGGCCUCUUGGCUACCGUAUACAGCUUGGCUGUACUUGUUGCAUGGGUGGCUGUAACUCUUCUUCUACUUGGUAUUCUAUGUCAAAUACCAACCUUACUUGUGCCACAUAUGUUGAUGCAGCGAAUUGAUACGCCAAAGACUUUAUCCGUUCACUUUUAUUAUAUUUACUAUUUAUUAUUAUUAUUAUUAUUAUUAUUAUUAUUAUUAUUAUUAUUAUUAUUAUUAUUAUUAUUAUUAUUAUUAUUAUUAUUAUUAUUAUUAUUAUUAUUAUUAUUAUUAUUAUUAUUAUUAUUAUUAUUAUUAUUAUUAUUAUUAUUAUUAUUAUUAUUAUUAUUAUUAUUAUUAUUAUUAUUAUUAUUAUUAUUAUUAUUAUUAUUAUUAUUAUUAUUAUUAUUAUUAUUAUUAUUAUUAUUAUUAUUAUUAUUAUUAUUAUUAUUAUUAUUAUUAUUAUUAUUAUUAUUAUUAUUAUUAUUAUUAUUAUUAUUAUUAUUAUUAUUAUUAUUAUUAUUAUUAUUAUUAUUAUUAUUAUUAUUAUUAUUAUUAUUAUUAUUAUUAUUAUUAUUAUUAUUAUUAUUAUUAUUAUUAUUAUUAUUAUUAUUAUUAUUAUUAUUAUUAUUAUUAUUAUUAUUAUUAUUAUUAUUAUUAUUAUUAUUAUUAUUAUUAUUAUUAUUAUUAUUAUUAUUAUUAUUAUUAUUAUUAUUAUUAUUAUUAUUAUUAUUAUUAUUAUUAUUAUUAUUAUUAUUAUUAUUAUUAUUAUUAUUAUUAUUAUUAUUAUUAUUAUUAUUAUUAUUAUUAUUAUUAUUUAUUAUUAUUAUUAUUAUUAUUAUUAUUAUUAUUAUUAUUAUUAUUAUUAUUAUUAUUAUUAUUAUUAUUAUUAUUAUUAUUAUUAUUAUUAUUAUUAUUAUUAUUAUUAUUAUUAUUAUUAUUAUUAUUAUUAUUAUUAUUAUUAUUAUUAUUAUUAUUAUUAUUAUUAUUAUUAUUAUUAUUAUUAUUAUUAUUAUUAUUAUUAUUGACAAUUAUUUCCUCCUUUCCCUAGGAAGCAUCUCCAAUCGUUUAGCUUCCAUGUUUCGGAACACAAACCCUAUAUAUAGCAACAUACGGUAA